AUGACUGCAAGGUCCUGUUUCAAUCACUGGCGUCAGACGGACGCACGACACCAACUCAAACCUUUUCACCUUCUCCUCAACAACGUAAAUAUUGAUCGGGAAAAGCGGAGGCAGUCAGCGAGCAACUUGUGGGAGUUUUAAUUUGAAAGCGCUCCACGGGAUUUAAAGAAUAUCCCUCGUCGUGUCACUUUGAGGGUCCGAGGGAUUUUUUUCGCUUUAACCACGGAGUGCACGGAGUGGGAGAUAAAAACUUUCCCCCUCUGGCGUUAUUAUAUUCGGUGGCUCGUAAAAGCACACCCGCCUGUGACCUUCACGAUUUACAUUGUCGCGACUUUCACCGGAUUCAAGAUAAUUCGCCACAACUCAAGGAUCCGACUUUUUCCCUUUUUCUUUGAAUGCGUUGCAAAUAUGAUGAUGUCACCGACGCCACUUUUUCCUGAAGUUAUGGCGGAGCACAACUUUUCUAACUUCUCUUGACCAUUGAGUGCACUUGGCUUUACUAAUGGAGCACCUCCAGGGAGCGUGGAAGACCCUGAGCAACGGCUUCGGAAUGAAGGACUCCGCGUUCGAGGGCCCGUGCCUCUCCCCGACUAUGGUCCAAGGCUUCCCCUGCCAGCGUCGCUCCUCAGAUGACAGCAAGAUGCCUGACUCCAAGACUAGCAGCACUAUUCGUGUCUACCUCCCGAACCAGCAGCGCACUGUGGUGAACGUGCGACCAGGUAUGACUCUGCACAAUUGCCUGAUUAAAGCGUUAAAGGUGCGAGGUCUGCAGCCUCAGUGCUGCGCUGUCUUCCGGCUGCACCCAGGACAGAGGAGUAAAAAAUUUCGGAUGGAUUGGAACACUGACUCCACCUCCCUGAUUGGAGAAGAGCUACUGGUUGAGGUUUUAGAUCACGUUCCCUUGACGACGCAUAAUUUUGUCCGGAAAACAUAUCUGAAACUAGCGUUCUGCGAUAUUUGCCAGAAGUUUCUUUUGAAUGGUUUCCGUUGCCAAACUUGCGGCUACAAAUUCCAUGAGCAUUGUAGCACCAAAGUGCCCACAAUGUGUGUGGACUGGAGCAAUAUCAGACAACUGCUGUUGUGUCCAACACCUGGUGAGAGCGGUGCCCCGUCACUGCCCCCGCUGACGUCCCGGCGAAUGAGAGAAUCUUUAACACGGUUUCCAAGCUCAGCCCACCGAUAUUCCACCCCCCAUGCCUUCAACUACACCGCGCCUUACACGCCCACAGGCGGCGGGCUCUCCCAGAGGCAGCGCUCCACUUCCACGCCCAACGUCCACAUGGUUAGCACUACCCUGCCUGUAGACAGCAGCAUGAUCGAGCUAGACUGCCUGAAUACGUCCCCAAGCUCCUGGUGCCAUAGAUUCUGGCUGAAGAGGAAAGUAGGUAUUGUGCACUUCCCCCAGUCUUUUGUUGAAGCCUCAUCCGAGAGUCCAGAAAAGGAUGCAAUGCGUGAUCAUGACUCGGCGGGGAGUUCCCCCAAUCAGAGCCCUACUGGCUGGACCCAGCACCAGCCCAAAGCCCCUGCACCUGCCCAGCGAGAGAGGGCCCCGUCCUUCAACACUCAGGAGAAAAAUAAAAUUAGGCCCCGGGACAAGCGGGACUCGAGUUACUACUGGGAGAUCGAGGCCAGCGAGGUGUAUCUCAACUCCCGCAUCGGUUCAGGCUCAUUUGGAACCGUGUACAAAGGGAAAUGGCAUGGUGAUGUAGCAGUGAAGAUUUUAAAGGUGACCGACCCCACACCAGAGCAGUUCCAGGCUUUCAGAAAUGAAGUGGCAGUCCUGAGGAAGACACGACAUGUCAACAUCCUGUUGUUCAUGGGCUACAUGACGAAGGACAACCUGGCCAUUGUGACCCAGUGGUGUGAGGGCAGCAGCCUCUACAAGCACAUUCACGUCCUGGAGACAAACUUUAAGAUAAUCCAGCUCAUAGACAUCGCCAGGCAGACAGCACAGGGCAUGGACUAUCUGCAUGCAAAGAACAUCAUCCAUCGUGACAUGAAGUCCAACAACAUCUUUUUGCAUGAAGGACUAACAGUAAAAAUUGGAGACUUUGGUCUGGCAACAGUGAAGGCCAGAUGGAGCGGCUCACAUCAGGUGGAGCAGCCUUCUGGAUCCAUUCUCUGGAUGGCUCCUGAGGUUAUCCGGAUGCAGGAUAACAACCCGUACAGUUUCCAGUCUGACGUCUAUUCCUAUGGAAUUGUUCUCUUUGAGCUCAUGACGGGAGAGCUCCCAUACUCCCAGAUAGCAACUAGAGAUCAGAUAAUCUUCAUGGUGGGAAGAGGCUAUUUGUCCCCAGACCUCAGUAAGCUCUACAAGAACUGCCCCAAAGCCAUGAAAAGGUUGGUGGCUGACUGCAUCAAGAAGUCCAAGGAUGAGAGGCCGCUCUUCCCGCAGAUCUUGUCCUCGAUUGAGCUUCUCCAGCAUGCCCUACCUAAGAUAAACCGCAGUGCCUCAGAACCGUCCCUGCACAGAGCCUCUCACACUGAGGAUAUCAAUGCCUGUACUCUGACCUCCACCAGACUGCCUGUUUUCUAGACACCCAGACAGCACUGCCCCUCCUCCUCUCCUUACACGCCCCCCCAUCCUUCUCUUUUGAAAUAUCCAAAAUAGCCCAAAUGCUCAGUACGCUCUGAAAUCUCUACACACAGAUGCAAACAUAGACCUAAAAAUGUACAUGCAAUCAUACAUAAACCCAUGCUAAUCAGUAGAAUAUGUAAGGAAGAGAGGAGAGAGGGAGGUGCAGGGAGAAGUGCAUCUGAGAUUUUCUAUGGAAGGGAGUGAGCGAUGAUGGCUCGCAGUGGGAUGUGCACAUGAAGACGCCGGCAUAAGAUACAUCCAGGUGGUGCCUUGCUUAUCGCUGCACGUAUUAAGAAGUAUGCAGAGGCUCCACAGUGGCAAUGCAUUUGGUAAAAUUUGUAAAUACAUGCACGCACACCUACCUAAGAUGACGAUUAAUGGACACUGAAGGAAGCUCAAGAGACAGACGGACGUGUCUCUCUUGAUUUGGAUUCUGUGAUGUGAAGCACACCCUUCUAUCCGGCCGCCCUCGGUUUCUGAUGAAGAGGACUUUUUAAAGCUUACAUGCCUUAAGAGGAAACAAAGCCUGGACUUAAGAUCCCGCACAAUUCACCUCCUCUUGUUAUCACAAACAAAGCAGUUGGAUGUAGUCCAUUUAGUUGCACAGCAGUAGUUGAUUUUGCAUUGUCUUAAAUGAUAAUGGCGUAGACAUGGGAAAUUGUUGUCUUCUUUUGUUCUUUUCUUCUUUUAAUUGUCUUUAUUUUUGGGUCAUUUCUUCAGAGGAAUUAUAGCCUGUCAGCGAGCAUGAGUGAUGAUGGAAAAAUUGAAUUUGCACAUUCUAGCAAAAGCAAUGGUUGUGUUUCAACAGUCUACACGUCGGCUUCAGAGCCUCGUGAGUAAAGUGAUCUGUAGAUAGCCACACGUUCUUAUCAGUCCUCACCAGGUGAUCACGAGCUGGACAUUUGGCGGUUGUCUUAAAUGUUUAAAAUGAUUUGGAAACUAAUUUGUAUUUGUUGUCUUUUGAUGUCUCUUUCAAGAGGUUAAACGUUUUAUUGUGUACUUGGUGAGAAAGUUGUCUAUUCAAUAUUUUAAUAAAAUUAAGUUAAAUUCCUUUGCCAAA
Messenger RNA from Epinephelus lanceolatus (giant grouper), 3638 nucleotides. It is a transcript of the gene raf1a, whose product is annotated as Raf-1 proto-oncogene, serine/threonine kinase a. The record is from RefSeq and is a predicted model, not a curated record. Gene Ontology annotation, molecular function: MAP kinase kinase kinase activity; ATP binding. Gene Ontology annotation, biological process: MAPK cascade; protein phosphorylation. Gene Ontology annotation, cellular component: mitochondrion; cytosol. NCBI's taxonomy places the organism in Eukaryota, Metazoa, Chordata, Actinopteri, Perciformes, Serranidae.